Messenger RNA from Rotaria sordida, 478 nucleotides. The record is from the annotation of a GenBank genome assembly. NCBI's taxonomy places the organism in Eukaryota, Metazoa, Rotifera, Eurotatoria, Philodinida, Philodinidae.
AUGUUCACACUUGAUAUAAUUCAACAUGAUCAUAGUCUUCAUUCAUUACUUGAUAUUGGUUGUGGUACAUGUCAAUUAUUAACCAUCGGUAAAUAUCGUAAUCCUCAUAUACAAUUAAUUGUUGCUAUUGAUAUUAUUCGAUAUCAACUUGAUGAAGGAUUCUUUGGGUUAAAACCAUUACCCAUUGAAUAUAUGAUAUUUCGUCGUGAAACUCCAUUGCAUAUGUAUGUAUUGCAUAGUAAGUUUUUUUUAUUGCUUCACUUGAAAAAAAAAAGAUACAAUGCACUUCAAAAGUCUUGUACUACUUUUUUGUUAGGAGUCGUAUAUUUGAACUACCCAACAUUAAGUUAAUUCAAUUAUAUGCCUGUAUAGUAGAGGUCAACUACUAUAUAUAUACACCUGUUUAAUACAAUAAAGUCUUGAAUAUGAAAUACAAUAAAAGAAAAAAACAAACUUCAGUGCUAAGAAAAAAAAAAGA